Molecule: messenger RNA, 2324 nt
Organism: Camarhynchus parvulus
Lineage: Eukaryota; Metazoa; Chordata; Aves; Passeriformes; Thraupidae
Gene: ASB5
Product: ankyrin repeat and SOCS box containing 5
Exons: 7
Coding region: 753-1742 (329 amino acids)
Biological process (GO): protein ubiquitination; positive regulation of protein catabolic process; intracellular signal transduction
Molecular function (GO): protein binding
Source: RefSeq, a predicted model, not a curated record
AUCAUAACUAUUAGAAAUUUUCCAUGUUGAAAUUUUCCCAUUGCAUUUUAAUUAAUUUAAUUUUAGGUGCUCCAGGUCUUAUGGAUAAAAAUAUAUAGAUGUUUGACUUGUAAAACCUACUCUGAAUACUGUUUUUUGUAUAGUGCUAAAGUCUUUGUAUACUAGGUACUUUCAUUCAGCCUGAGCAAAAUAAUGAGACUGUCAAAGCUGAUAUAUAUUAAAUCUCUGUUUAUUUAUUAAUGUGUACUUCAAUUAUUUACUGAUAUGAUUCUAGUUUUUUAAGGAAAGAAUAUUAGUCUGACAUAAAAUGAAAUAUCAGAAAAGAGCAAUUGUACUUAAGCAGCAGGAGAACAUAUUUUAGCAAAAACAGGUUAUCUGAGUUACGUGGUUUAGUACACGAAUUUCAGGAGUUUAUAGUAAUACUUUUGAAAAUGUAUUUUAAACAUGUAAAUAAAUGAAUUAGAGAUGCAGAAUUUGGAAUGAAACAGACCUUUUAAGUGGAACAAGUACAAUCCAAGAUCUUGGAACCUGCUGUCCCACAUGAAUAUCACCGGGCUAGCAAGAGCAGUAGUGAAGUCAGUACUAUGUACAGUAUAAAUAAUCGUCAUAUUUUGAGCAGCAGGCAUCAUGACCAGCUGAUAUUUUCUUUCCUCGGGACCAGUUGUUCCCAAGAGUGCAUGGCUGGAGCCAUAUGAUCUUAUCAACACAUUUGAGAGCCCGACCCAAACACUGACAGAGGUUUUGCUGCAGCAAUGACUGUCAUAGAAGAAAGUCGCCCUUUUGCACAGCAGUUAUCCAAUGUCUACUUUACUAUACUUUCACUUUUUUGUUUUAAACUUUUUGUGAAGAUCAGCCUUGCUAUACUUAGUCAUUUCUACAUUGUGAAAGGAAACCGUAAGGAAGCAGCAAGGAUAGCUGCUGAAUUUUAUGGAGUUCCUCAAGGACAAGGUUCUUGGGCAGAUCGCUCACCCCUGCAUGAGGCAGCCAGCCAAGGACGUCUUCUUUCUCUGAAGACUUUAUUGUCACAGGGGUACAAUGUAGACACACUAACAAUUGACCAAGUAACUCCACUCCAUGAAGCCUGCCUGGGAGACCAUGUAGGAUGCGCAAGAAUCCUCCUUGAAGCAGGAGCGAAUGUAAAUGCUACAACAAUUGAUGGAGUGACGCCUUUAUUUAAUGCCUGUUCGAGAGGCAGUGCAGCAUGUGCUGAGCUGCUCUUACAGUAUGGUGCCAAAGCUCAGUGGGAGUCCUGUCUGCCAUCACCAACACAUGAAGCAGCCAGCAGAGGUCACAGUGAAUGUCUGGAGGUACUGAUAUCCUGGGGUAUAGAUGUUGACCAAGAUCUUCCUCAUUUAGGAACACCUCUGUAUGUAGCUUGUGUUUCACAGCAGAUCCAUUGCAUUCGAAAGCUUCUUUAUGCAGGUGCCAAUGUGCAGAAGGGAAAGCAUUUGCAAACUCCUCUCCAUGCUGCUGCCCAGCAUUCUAGUACAGAGAUUGUAAACUUACUCCUUGAAUUUGGGGCAGACAUAAAUGCCAAAAAUUCAGAUUUUGAGAGGCCUGUUGAUUUAGCUGCCCCAAGCAGUUUAGUGGAGAGACUGCUGCUCUUCCAUGAAGCCACACCAUCCUCUCUUUGUCAGCUCUGCCGACUAUGUAUCCGAAAUUACAUAGGAAGAGCUAGACUGCACCUUGUUCCACAACUCCAGCUGCCAACAAUACUUAAGAAUUUCUUACAGUAUAGAUAACAUAGUAAUUAAUUGUUAGAAACUUAAAUAUAGCGAGUACGUUUUUUUUUCUAUGUUUAUUGUACGUUUUAUCUAAAGAACUGCUGGGCGGGAAAAAAAGCCUUUUGCAUAUUGCUUAAAAAAAUGGUAUCUUUGACACCUGGUGUUGGAAAUGUAAUAGUAAUUGGGAGCCAUUCAGCAACUAGUGCCAAGGUGCUAAUCCAGCUGAAUUGGUGUGCUGAUACUCUGGGACAUGAUUGUAUAACUUUAUUUAACCCUUUAUAGCUUUAGUGCUGUUAACUUUAGUUGUGUUUAUGUUUUUAGAAUCUGUUUGACACACCUCAACCACAAAGAGUUUGUUCAUUACUAUUUGUUAAGUUUGUCCAUUUGGAGUCAAUAUUUUAUGUAUUUUCAAAUUUCUGUUGCUCGCGUACCUAAAAAUACUUGGUAAUGGGUGCAUUAUAUGCAUUGAUAAAAAUAAAACAAUUAAACAUAAAUUCUUUUUCUUUUUCUUUGUAUAAAGAAUUUAUUAAUCACAGUGAGAAACUUCCUUUACUCUUCCUCACUGCCUGUGCUGUGGAUUGCAAUUAAACUGAUGUGAAC